Brassica rapa (field mustard) is the source of this 1527-nucleotide messenger RNA. RefSeq lists its product as uncharacterized. The record is from RefSeq and is a predicted model, not a curated record. Lineage: Eukaryota; Viridiplantae; Streptophyta; Magnoliopsida; Brassicales; Brassicaceae.
AUGACCAAAGAUUGGAUUAAUAUCCAUAGACCACUUUUUGGAGCUUUUUUGGAGACUCCUAUUUUGGAGAGUAAUAAAGAGAGAAUUUUGAGAACUGUUCCGAGGGGAUGGAACUAUUAUGGGAAUUUUGAAGAAAACGAUUAUGGUCGUAUUGUUAUUGUUUGGGACCCGAGGGUUACUUUGGAUGUCUACACUGCAACAGCUCAAUCAGUCACUUGUGGAGUCACCAUUUUGUCGGAAAAUAUCACUUUAACUGUCACCUUCGUCUACGGGUUCAACUUGGUCGAGGAGCGUACAAGUCUCUGGGUGAGUUUGGCUGAGUUACAGGCUUCUACUCCAGUAUCAGAUCAUCCCUGGUGUGUCUUAGGAGAUUUUAACCAGAUGCUGCGGUCCUCUCAUCAUUCAAAUCAUCUAUCUGCACGCACCGACGAUUCUGGUAUGGAUGAAGCAAAUCUUGGUCUACAAGAUGCUCAAUUGUUCGAAGCUCAAGCUAAAGGACUCUCCUUUACUUGGAGGAACUAUUUUCUUGACCCCUCCCAGUCUGAUCAUGCUCUGUGUCUGUUCCGGAUGCCGGCUCAUACGCGCCAGGUUGUUAAACCAUUUAAAUUCUUUCAUCAUGUUAUAGAUCAUCCAGAAUAUGCAGAAACGGUAGGUGAAGCUUGGAACUGUGGGCUGAUACCGGGAACUGUUCAGUUUAAGUUGGUUCGAUCGCUAAAGAUGUUAAAGAAACCGCUGCGCAGACUCAACAAACGACACUUUAGUGGUAUUUUCCAACGGGUCAAGGCUCAGAAGGAAAUUGUCGAUGACCUGCAAAAGCGUUUGCUUACCUCGCCGGACGUGUCUACUGCUCGUGCUGAGCACUUGGAACGUGACAAGCUGAACUGUUUACUUAAAGCGGAGGAGAAAUAUUAUAGACAGAGAUCAAGGGUGAGAUGUGCUGAUGUUGGAGACCGUUACACGCCAUUUUAUCAUAGAGUAGUCGCUCAUCAUGCCUCGAAGAACCACAUUCAUUUCCUGAAAGACAGCAACGACAACUUGCUGUAUGCGGUGGAGGAUAUUAAAGCGCAUGCUGCUGAUUAUUUCCAAGGCAUUCUUGGCUCUAUGGAUCUUCCUUUCUCUUCAACCACUACCGAGGAACUAAGGAACCUGCUCCCCUUUCGCUGUUCCGAUCUACAGCAAAGCUACUUGAGCCGUCCUGUUACUGCUGCUGAGAUAAAGGCAAUUCUAUUUUCCAUGCCGUUAAACAAGAGUCUCGGGCCAGAUGGGUACUCUGUAGAGUUUAUAUGUGCAUCAUGGCACACUGUGGGAGAGGAUUUAACAAAAUCUGUCAGUGAGUUUUUUAGGAAUGGUCGGCUCCUCAAAGACAUGAACACGGCGGCUAUAGCGUUAAUCCCUAAGAAGACUCAAGCUUGUUCAUUAGGUAACUACAGACCCAUUAGUUGCUGCAACAUCGUCUAUAAGCUUAUCUCCAAAAUCAUUGCGAACCAUCUCAAGCCUAUUCUCUCGCAGUGUGUGAGUCCAAACUAA